Acyrthosiphon pisum (pea aphid) is the source of this 1677-nucleotide messenger RNA. Its product is annotated as TATA box-binding protein-like protein 1. Gene Ontology annotation, molecular function: DNA binding. NCBI's taxonomy places the organism in Eukaryota, Metazoa, Arthropoda, Insecta, Hemiptera, Aphididae. The transcript has 5 exons. Bases 657 to 1523 code for a protein of 288 amino acids. The record is from RefSeq and is a predicted model, not a curated record. Gene Ontology annotation, biological process: DNA-templated transcription initiation.
ACGAUGUACAAUGGUGAACGUUUGCCUUAAUAUAAUUUAUAUUAAUUUAUUAUAAUAGCAAAUAUACACACACACACACGCACACACACACCAUGUCAUAAUGAUGAUAUUAUAUUAUACGCAUUUCCGAUGGGCGAUGACUGCGUAACGCUCAACGCGCCGUCGUCCAGUCUAGACCGACACGAGAGUUUGGUCGCAUCCUCUAUGGCACGUUCGUCUCCAUAAUAAUUCGUAAAUAGUAUUAUAAUAAUAAUAAUAAUAAUAAUAAUAAUAAUAAUGUAUGACAAUAUAUUAUUAUUAUGUUACGUUAUUCCAUUGCCAGCGGACAGUGCACUUCUGUAAGUUGUUGUUAAACACACCACAGUCCCGUAUUGUAUCAUAGUGAUUGGUAUCGCUGUUUUUUUUAUUUAAUUUGUUCUCCAUAUUCUUUCCUGCGUCCUUUUUUGUCGUCUCACUCAUUUUUGACACCGCGUACAAUAUAUUAUUGUUUUUCUAUACUGUCUCUUAUAAGUAAUUACCUACUGCACAACGAUAUUUUUUACUGUCUAUAUCGUACGCCGUUUUUUUUCUCGUCUCAUCGGUCACUUCGUUGAAAUCAUCGCCGUAAACGUCUCAAUAAUCAAAAAUCGUCGAAUAUAUUAAUAAUACAGAUCGAUAUGACACCUAUCAUUAAAUUGAAAAAUAAAUUUAAUUUAAAUAAAUCUCCAUUAAAUGCUAACAUUUACAACAAUAAUGGUCUUCACGAACAAGAGGAAAUACAAUCAACAGCUAGAAAACCUAUACAAGACUGUUUAAAUGUUGAUGAUGAAAUAUUAAUUAAUAUAAGUAACGUAUCUGCUAGUUUCAAUGUGAAAUCACAUUUAAAUCUCAGAUAUUUAGCACUGCAUGGGCAUAAUGUGGAGUAUAAACGUGAAAAAGCGAAACUCGUAAUGAAGUUACGGAAGCCAAGUGCUACAGCAAUUAUAUGGUCAAGUGGUAAAAUAGUUUGUAUAGGUUCAGCAUCUGAAUAUGAUUCAAAAAUAGCUUCAAAACGUAUUGCUAGAAUUAUUCAAAGACUGGGAUAUAGUGAUGCAAAAUUUAGUAGUUUCAAAAUUAUCAAUGUUCUCGGCUCAUGUAGUUUACCAUUUUCCAUCAGAAUUAUACAAUUUUCCGAAAAAUAUAAAUUGAAUUCUCAGUAUGAACCUGAGUUGAAUCCCGGCGUGACGUACAGAAUUAAAGAAUUUAAAGCUACAUUAAAAAUAUAUUCUACUGGGAGCAUUACUGUAAAUGCUUCGAGUGAAGCAAUAGUUCAACUUGCCAUUGAACACAUAUAUCCUUUAGUUUUACCAUUUAAGUUAACCAACUUAUUGGACGAUAAAUGUCUUGUAAGAGUAAUUGGAGGAACAAAAUCCCAGGAACAAAAUGCCGGAAUAUUGGAAUCCACUGAUCAUUUUCCCAUAAAUCGUCCCGUCGAAGAAUUAGUGAUUGAACGUUGGAAAUUGAACACUUUGGCACCUAUAUUAGAUAAUAAAGGAUAUAAAUGAUACUACGUAAACAAUUUUUCUUCUGCGGUCAUAAUGUGCCUAUGUUAAAUUUUGAUCAUAGGUUUUGUUUCUCAAUUGAAUUCAAUUUUAAAUAUAUAAACAAAUAUUAUAUUUAUUGUUUGAUUUUUUUCUUUGAAAAAAUAUUCCACUAUAU